This is a messenger RNA of Annulohypoxylon truncatum, 2134 nucleotides long. Its product is annotated as major facilitator superfamily MFS-1. The transcript is spliced from 3 exons. Gene Ontology annotation, biological process: transmembrane transport. Gene Ontology annotation, cellular component: membrane. Lineage: Eukaryota; Fungi; Ascomycota; Sordariomycetes; Xylariales; Hypoxylaceae. Bases 153 to 1391 code for a protein of 412 amino acids. Gene Ontology annotation, molecular function: transmembrane transporter activity. The record is from RefSeq and is a predicted model, not a curated record.
AUGGCCCAAUUAUGCGCUCGUAGGUAAAAUGACACCAUGAUUCCUAUGCCAUCUUGUUGUUUGCCGAUUAACACGAAUUCUAGAAGUAGGUAUCGGCCAGACGCUUUGUUCUGAUAGCAGGCAGGCUUGGUGACAUCUAUGGACACAAGACGAUGUUCCUUGCUGGAUUUGUCUGGUCCGCCACCUGGUCUGCUAUCUCUGGAACAGCUGUCUACUCGGGCUAUAUCCUUUUUAUCGUAUCUCGAGUGUUCCAUGGUCUAGGCGCGGCCCUUUCCCUCCCAAAUGGACUUGCUCUUCUAGGGGUCACGUAUCCUCCCGGAAAGCAAAAAGCCGCGGCCUUCACUUUUACCGCGACGAUGGGACCUGUUGGCAUCAUAUUUGGGUCGGCGAGCGCGAGUUUAUUCGCGUUGGUUUGGUGGCCUGUAACAUACUGGGUUUUUGCGGGAGCACUACUUGUUAUUGCUGGAGUAGGAUACUUCACCAUCCCUAAAGUCACUCGGAAGAACAAGACCCCUAAGAAUAUUAAUGCUUUGAUAACAGAGCUCGAUGUACCAGGCGCGGUCACAGGAAUCUCGGCCCUGGUGCUAAUAAGCUUUGCUUGGAAUCAGGCGCCGCUCGUGGGGUGGCAAGAGCCGUACCUCUGGGUUGCACUCAUCCUCGGCACUUUACUUGCCAUAUUAUUCCUGUUGAUUGAGAUCUACUACGCCCCUAAACCGCUUAUCCCUUUUUAUACCCUUUCGUCUGAUGUGUCUCUUAUCCUUAUUGCCGACGCCUGUGGUUGGUCAUGCUUCGGAAUCUGGGCUUUUUAUACCUGGCAGUUUGUUGAAAACAUUCGCGGUGCCUCUCCGCUUCUGGCCGCUGCGUAUGUUAGCCCAUGUAUAGUCGUCGGAAUUUUGGCCACACUAUCGACGGGUCUUAUCCUCCAGCGGUUAGGAACACUCAUCGUUGUGUCCAUCUCUCUCCUAGGAUUUACAUUGGGAUCCGCACUUGUUGCGACAAUGCCCGCUAUUCAGAGCUACUGGUCCCAGCUCUUCAUAUCUGUGUUGGUGGUAUCUUGGGCAAUGGAUACGGGUUUCCCAGCCACAGCAUUAGCCCUAUCCAAUGCUGCCGAAAGAAAACACCAAGGGACAGCGGCGAGUCUGGUGAGCACCGUUAUGAACUACAGCAUAUCGAUUGGGCUCGGUGUCGCUAGGACCGUGCAGUCUCGUGUGGACAUAGGCGGAAAGUCCAUCGGGAAUAAAUUGACCGGGUACAGAGCUGCACUUUAUUCUGCGCUCGGCUUAGCAGGACUGGGUGCACUUAUCUGUACCAUGUAUCUUUUAAAGACGCUCUGGCGGAAGCGAGGACAAUACUAUAACUUUCAUGGAUCUGUAGAAGGGAAUCAGAUCUAGUUAUGAAUGGGCAUUGGGCCUACUAAUGAGCGUAUGAUCAUGUCUCGCGUCACUAUCAAGAGCGCUAAUGGCGCUGGUGAUACGAAAAUUCAGGUGAGAAUACUGCCACAGCUAGAUAGCCAAGUGACUUGAAUGUGCUAAUAUAGGGAAUUCUAGAAAGUCAUUAAUUGUUGAAUAUUUUGUACAUAGAGUGGUGAAAAAUAGGUAGGACGUGACAGACCCAGGCAACUAAUACGAGAAGAACUAGUAGCAAAGCCACUGUCCGUUACGUGGUAUCCUAGGUAGUUGGUCGUCAGGGAAGCAGAAAAUGAGAAGCGGUCUCAUAUAUUAAGUCUUUUCAAGUUGAUUAGCGAGUUAUUUGAUCCGAGGAUGCCGAUACGGUAUGAAAUGGUGUCAUUUCAAUGGCCCCUAACUAUUCUAGUGAGAUCUUAGUAUCUUAGAGCCUUGUUCAACCUCAGCUAGGAGUCAUUUUAUUACCACGCUCGCCCACGGUGGUUAACUUGGGACGUUAUGGCAGAAGCAAUCGUAACACAAAGUCUCGUCUGCAGUGCGAUAUAAAUUACCGCUUUUACUGGAGAGAAUCGAUGAUGGCUAAACGGAAGAUGGACUGUAUCAGGUGGUCAGUUAACCAUGGAACUGAUUUGAUUGCAACGCUCAAGAAGACGGGAGAGAGACUGAAACCUGAUACAUUGUACUGAAUGUUGCCUGAUUCUUGUAAGACCUCAAUAAAAUUGUCAACUCCA